AUGUCAGGAAUUCAGAGUCCUUCAGCAGAGUUGCUUAACGCAGACGAAACUAUCACGUACGACGCUGUGGUGGUCGGUUGCGGUGUUAUUGGGCCCUGUGUGGCCACCGGGCUUGCUCGCAAGGGCAAGAAAGUGCUGAUAGUCGAGAGAGACUGGGCCAUGCCCGACAGAAUCGUGGGAGAAUUGAUGCAACCAGGUGGUGUCAGAGCCCUCAGAAGUCUGGGCAUGGUGCAAUCUAUCAACGGAAUCGAAGCUAUCCCAGUGACCGGCUACACCGUGUUCUACAACGGCGAAAAAGUGGCUAUCCCAUACCCUUACAAGGCAGACAUAGGCGCGGUCGAGAAAAUCACCGAUCUGGUGCGUGACGGCAACGACAAGGUCGCCGCAAACGACAGCACCCUGUCAGUCCAGGACUUCGAGAACGACGAGCGCGAAAGAGGCGUUGGUUUCGUCCACGGCAAGUUCCUGCAGAAUCUGCGUGACAUCGUCGCCCAGGAGCCCAACAUCACCCGUUUGCAAGGAAACGUCACCGAGAUCCUCAAAAACAAGCGCAACGAAGUGGUUGGUGCCAAAGUUGAUAUUGCAGGUCGUGGGAAAAUCGACUUCAACGCCCACGUCACCUUUGUGUGUGAUGGCAUUUUCUCUCGUUUCAGAAAAGAGCUCUCUCCCGAGCACGUCCCCAAAGUCGGGUCCUCGUUUGUGGGUAUGAGUCUGUACCAUGCAAAGAUGCCUUCGCCAAAUCACGGCCACGUCAUCUUGGGAACUAACCAUUUGCCAAUUCUCGUGUACCAGAUUUCCCCAGAAGAAACCCGUAUUUUGUGCGCAUACAACUCGCCCAAACUCCCUUCCAAUUUGAAGGAUUGGAUGCGCAAAGAGGUCCAACCUCACAUUCCACAGUCUUUGCGUUCAUCUUUCGACGACGCGCUGGCCCAGGGAAAAUUCAAGUCUAUGCCCAAUUCCUUCUUGCCCGGUCGUCAAAACGACGUACUCGGUAUGUGCGUUAUUGGUGACGCCCUCAACAUGAGACAUCCUCUCACUGGAGGAGGUAUGACUGUGGGAUUGAACGACGUGGUUUUGCUCAUGAAAAAAAUUGGUGAUCUAGACUUCAGCGACCGUGAGGUGGUGCUUGACGAGCUUCUCGACUACCACUAUGAAAGAAAGAGCUACGACUCCGUCAUCAACGUUCUGUCAAUUGCACUUUACUCGCUAUUCGCUGCAGAAAAUGCCAAUCUAAAGGCCUUGCAAAAAGGAUGCUUCAAGUAUUUUAAGAGAGGCGGCGACUGUGUGCGACUCCCUGUGUCCUUCUUGUCCGGUGUUAUGCCAAGACCAUUCUUGCUCACCAAAGUAUUUUUCGCGGUGGCAUUGUACGCAGUGUAUGUGAAUUUCGAGAAAAGAGGUGCUCUCGGUUUCCCAGUCGCUUUGAUAGAGGGCAUCUCCAUUCUUUUUACCGCAGCCAGGGUUUUCACCCCAUACCUAUACGCUGAGCUGAUCGGCUAA
This is a messenger RNA of Lachancea meyersii CBS 8951, 1497 nucleotides long. The record is from the annotation of a GenBank genome assembly. Lineage: Eukaryota; Fungi; Ascomycota; Saccharomycetes; Saccharomycetales; Saccharomycetaceae.